UUGGAAACCUGCCUGAAAAACAGUUUUCUUAGGAGGAACCUUUCAUAGUUAUUAUGGGUAACACAUGAGUACAUACAUGUUUAACCUUCACAAACCUGUGUUUUUCUGAUCAGUUCAUGCCACCAUUUCUAGUCUCUAUUUCUAAUGGCUGAUGUCCAGACGCACCGGCAUCCACUGCUGAGGCCAGUUUCCCAUUAACCCAAAUUCAUAUCAGCUGCUCAGCACGAGCAAGAAAUAAAAUGUGACACACCCAGAUAUGAAACUGACGUUCAGCGAAUAUCAAUACAGAUAAACUAAGCUCCAUGUUAGACUCCAUGCUUCUGUAGUAUUCAGAGAGUGCCAUGCAGGAAGGAGAGGAGAGGAAGUGAGGCGAUGGGCUGCACCUCAGCCAAGCAGUUGUCAUCUGUACCCAGUGAUGACGAGGGCCGGGGUAAGGCCUACAGCAACGGAGAUGCCUUCUCCGAUGAGUACAAACUGAAAGGAGUUGAGAAGGUGAAGUACAUGCAUGGAGAAGAGGAGCGCACGAACACACGAAACCAAGAGAACUUGGAAAAGAGCACAUUUUUGCACAAGGGCAGGCAUAAAGAUGCCACCGGGAAUAGUAAUAAGAUAAGCGUCCACUCUUCAGAGAGCCAGCAGGACUUCUUCAGGAUGCUGGAUGAGAAGAUUGAAAAGGGACGGGACUACUGCUCGGAGGAUGAGGAUAUGACAUAGCAUGCUGAGACGUUUGACUCGCGCCACCAUUGAGUCACUCCUGUCCCAAAGUUCCUUGUGCUUACUUUCCAUGCCUCCUUACCCAACAAGUAUUAAUCUUCAAGAGCGUGGGGUCAAGUGACAUUCAGCCCUGUUAUCCACUCUGUUUACAAUCUACACAUUCUCCCAAAUGUCUUACAGGUCAGUUUUUGAGACUCUUGAGGACUCGUAUUUAACCAGCAGGAUGGGGGAGGGGGGCAUGGAAAUCCCAUGGUUAAGGAGACUGGGAUUUGGCCCAAGUUUUGAAUGGGAAAGCCAUUUUCAGACUGUUCCUCAGUCCCUUGCCUUACACUACCCAUAAGCCUUCUCCUACUCAUAGACUACAUUCAGUGGAGAGAGCCGUGCAGAGAUUCCUGGAUUUCGCUCUUCCUUUGACAAAGACACUACACAUGGUGAACCAGCGGUGGAGAUGAUAUCUCCAUAGGAGGACUUACUUACCAAGAGACUUAACGUGAUUUUGUCUAGGUCAUGCUGUUAAGACACAGGAAGUGAAAGCAUUCGAACACAAACACAAGGCCAUCUCUAGCAUUCCAAUUGUUUUUUUUAACAACGUGAGCAAGUAUUUUUCACCCACAGUGUAUUGUGUGUCUUUUUUUACCUUUUUAUUUGAGUUAUGUUACAUUGCUCAGGACAGCAGUGCUGUAUGUAUCAUCACUAGAUUUUUUUGUUUGAUGAGGGCAGUGCAGUUCCUUCAAGGCCGGUCUUGAGGAAGUGUUGGGCAGUGGAGAUAGAUCACAGCAUCUAGCCGUGUUUAGAGACACCAGUUACAGUAUCUUAAAGUCAUGUAGUUUUCAGAUAACUCAUUUUAUUCUAUACAACAGGUGGAUAUCAUACGUUCGCUUGGCAUUUAUAGUCACUAUUCUUGAGUUGAAAACCAGUACGAGUUUAAAAACCAGCCUUCAGAAAGUUUUACAUGGAUACGUUUUUAUUACUAGGAAGUGCUUCUUCCUUUUACAGUGUGACAGUUAUUUGCCAUAGCCUUAAGCGCACAGUGCUUUCUUUUCUGAAAUGAGAGACAACAGUAAGCCAUUAAUUUUACACUAAAGUGAACCGUAUCCCACAUGUAUGCUUAAGUUCUCUAUGUACACAGAUGGGCCAAACAAUAUUGCCAAAAAUGCAAGUGUGAUGCUGAGUGAAAGAAUAAAUAAAUACAUAAUGACCAGUUAACCAAGGAAAAGCAAAGGCAUUUGGUUUAUUGAUGGUUCAUUGAUUGUCCAGCUAUGUUCUUUGGAAUUAUUCCAUUCUUUUUUACUCACAAUUUUUGGAAUCACAACUUUUUUGGAAUCGGGUUAUAUAUAUAUAUAUAUAUAUAUAUAUAUAUAUAUAUAUAUACAAAAAAGUUGGGGAUACUGUAUAAAUUGUGAGUAAAAAAGGAAUGGAAUAGUUUACAAAUCUCAUAAACGUAUUUUAUUUACAGUAAAAUAUAGAUAACAUAUUAAAUGUUGAAAUUGAGGCAUUUUUAAACGUUAUGCCAAAUAUUGGCUCAUUUUGGAUUUCAUGAGAGCUACACAUUCCAAAAAAGUUGGGACAGGUAGCAAUAAGAGGCCGAAAAGUUAAAUGUACGUAUAAGGAACAGCUGGAGAACCAAUUUGCAACUUAUUAGGUCAAUUGGCAACAUGAUUGGGUAUAAAGAGAGCCACUCAGAGUGGUAGUGUCUCUCAGAAGUCAAGAUGGGAAGAGGAUCACCAAUUCCCCCAAUGCUGCGGUGAAAAAUAGUGGAGCAAUAUCAGAAAGAGCAAUCAGAGGAGUUUCUCAGAGAUAAAUUGCAAAGAGUUUGAAGUUAUCAUCAUCUACAGUGCAUCUGAAACCAUUUCUGUGCGUAAGAGUCAAGGCCGGAAAACCAUACUGGAUGCCUGUGAUCUUCGGGCCCUUAGACGGCAUUGCAUCACAUACAGGAAUGCUAGUGUAAUGAAAAUCACAACACGGGCUCAGGAAUACUUUCAGAAAACAUUGUUUGUGAACAUAAUCCACCGUGCCAUUCGCCGUUACUGGCUAAAACUCUAUAGGUCAAAAAAGAAGCCAUAUCUAAACAUGAUCCAGAAGCACAAUCAUUUUCUCUGGGCCAAGGCUUAUUUAAAAUGGACUGUGGCAAAGUGGAAAACUGUUCUGUGGUCAAACGAAUCAAAAUUUGAAGUUCUUUUUGUAAAACUGGGACGUCAUCCGGACUAAAGAGGACAACCCAAGUUGUUAUCAGCGCUCAGUUCAGAAGCCUGCAUCUCUGAUGGUAUGAGGUUGCAUGAGUGUGUGUGGCAUGGGCAGCUUACACAUCUGGAAAGGCACCAUCAAUGCUGGAAGGUAUAUCCAAGUUCUAGAACAACAUAUGUUCCCAUCCAGACAUUGUCUCUUUCAGGGAAGACCUUGCAUUUUCCAACAUGACAAUGCCAGACCACAUACUGCAUCAAUCACAACCUCAUGGCUGCGUAGAAGGAGGAUCCGGAUACUUACAUGGCCAGCCUGCAGUCCAGAUCUUUCACCCAUUGAAAACAUUUGGUGCAUCAUAAAGAGGAAGAUGCGACAAAGAAGACAUAAGACAGUUGAGCAGCUAGAAGUCUGUAUUAGACAAGAAUGGGACAACAUUCCUAUUUCUAAACUUUUGCAACUUGUCUAUUCAGUCCCCAGACGUUUGCAGACUGUUAUAAAAAGAAGAGGGGAUGCCACACAGUGGUCUUUUUAUUUUCCCAUUUAUCAAAGAAUCCUGAAAAAAGGUUCAGUUUCCACAGAAAACACUAAGCAGCACAUAUAAAAGUGAUACGUUUUUUUUAUGUGACACGGAAUGAGUAAUCAUGCUAAAAAUUUAGCUUUGCAUCACAGGAAUAAUUUACAUUUUACAAAGUAUUAAAAUAGCAGUUAUUUUCAAUUUCAAUAAUAUUUCACAAUAUUACUGCGUAUUCUGAUCAAAUAAAUUCAGUCUCUGUGAACAGUCUAGGCUUGUGUUUACAUGUUGUGAGCCAUAUUUUGGUGCUGGUCUUACUUAUGAUGCUGUAAGAAGUUCCAGUGUGGUCAGUCUGUGCAGCACACCUGCAUAUUGUCCUGUAACUGUGGCAAUAUCAAAACGAUAUGUGUGUCAAAUGCCUGCUUGUCCGCUUGCACUUCUGUCUCUCAGCGCUGGUCAGUUAAUUCUCAGCACAUAGAGACUCUUUCACCUAGAUAUCACACUUUAGAGAAUGUGUUUGUUCCCAGAACUAGAAAAUACAAAAAACUUCCAAACCAAUUGCAGAGUAUCAAUUCAAUCGAGGUUCAACAAAUAAAUAACAGAUGCAAUACGGAUAAACAAAUGAUAAGCUUGGUUUAUUGAAUAUCAGGUCCCUUUCUACGAAAGCAAUUUUUGUAAAUGAUAUGAUCACUGAUCAUAACCUAGAUGUGCUCUGGUGCUUCAUAUAACCUUAUCCAGAGAAACAAGUGUUAAUGAUAAAUCCCCUGUGAUGUUUGUAAUGGCUACUGUAUACAGGCAACCAGGGCACCAUACAGUUUAUUAAAGAAUUUGCUGAUUUUAUAUCAGAGUUAGUGCUGGCUGCAGAUAGGGUUUUAAUUGUUGGUGAUUUUAAUAUCCAUGUUGAUAAUGAAAGAGAUGUAUUGGGAUCAGCAUUUAUAGACAUUCUGAACUAUAUUGGGGAGCACAGCUGGAGGAAAACAAAACUAGAGGUAUUUUGUAUUGCUUGGCGGGAAAGUAACUUGUCCUACGGAAAAGUAUUAAAAACUGCUGGAUCUGAUUACUUUUCAUCUCUUUUAUAAGAAAAAAAACAUAACCCAAGGUAUUUAUAAAAUACAGUGACUAAAUUUACAAAAAAUAAAGCAUCAACAAGUGUUGACAUUUCCCAACAGCACAGGAGUAAUGACUUUAUGAACUACUUUACUUCUAAGGCCCCGUCCACACGGAGAAGGAGCUUACCCCAAUUCGAUCUGUUUUUUCCUCGUCUCAAGAAAUAUCCACGUCCACACGAAACCGCAAAAUGAUGUAGUAUACAUGCCAAACCAGUAUGUGGCGCUGUAAUUCUGACACAGAGAUACACUAAAAACAGAGAAGAAAACUUGGACUAUGCUCAUAAACCUUGCGCGUGGUACACAAUCGAACAUGGAAUAAUACAUUUAUUAAUCUGUGCUAAUGUUAGUUAAUAAAAAGACAAUCGUUCAGUGUUUGUUCAUGUUUUUGUUGCUGUUACGUGACGUAGAGGUGUCUGACUAGGGGGGAGACGUGGGCUGAUGACGUCAUCGUUUAUGAAAAUAUACGGAUUAGCCAUCCAGACGAAAACGCAAAGACGGCGUUUUCAAAUGUAUCCACUUUGGGACCCGGUUUCAAAAAAUAGCGGUUUCACCUUACGAAAACGCCGGAUGCGGUGGAUGAAACGCCUAUCCGAUAAAAAAUUUGUGCGUAUUCACAGAAACGCGUCUCCGUGUGGACGGGGCCCAAGAUCGAUACUAUUAGAGAUAAAAUUGCAACCAUUCAGCCGUCAGCUACAGUAUCACAUCAGACAGUGCACUAUAGACCCCCUGAGGAACAGUUCCACUCAUUCUCUACAAUAGGAGAGGAAGAAUUGUAUAAACUUGUUAAAUCAUCUAAACCAACAACAUGUAUGUUAGACCCUAUUCCAUCCAAGCUCAUAAAAGAGGUGCUUCCAGAAGACAUAGAUCCUCUUAUUUAUUCCUCAUUGUCAUUAGGAUAUGUCCCCAAAACCUUCAAACUGGCUGUUAUUAAGCCUCUCAUCAAAAAAACACAACUUUACCCCAAAGAACUAGUUCAUUAUAGAACGAUCUGGAAUCUCCUUUUUCUCUGUCCAAGAUACAAGAAAAUUUAGUAUCCUCACAAUUAUAUUCCUUCUUACAGAAAAAUAGUAUGUGUGAGGAUUUCCAGUCAGGAUUUAGACCAUAUCAUAGUACUGAGACUGCUUUCCUGCUCUUAUCAUCUGAUUGUGGUUGUAUCUUUCUAUUAGUGCUAUUGGAUCUUAGCAAUGCGUUCAACACUAUUGACCACAACAUUUUUUUGCACAGACUAGAAAACUUUUUUGGCAUUAAUGGAAGUGCAUUAUCAUGUCUUAAAUUGUGUUUAUAUGACUGCCAUCAAUUUGUAGCAGUGAAUGAAGAGGUAUCAUAUCGAUCACAAGUGCAGUAUGGAGUACCUCAAGGCUCAGUACUAGGGCCGUUACUCUUUAUGCAUUACAUGUUACCUUUGGGGAGAUAUCACCAGGAAACACGGUGUUAGCUUUCACUUUUAUGCUGAUUAUACCCAGCUCUAUAUUUCUUUGCAGCCCGACGAAACAUACCAAUUUUAAAAACUAAAGGAAUGCAUAGUAGAUAUAAAAAUCUGCAUGACGAGUAAUUUCUUACUGCUUAAUUCUGAAAAAACAGAGGUGUUAAUUAUAGGACCUAAAAACUCUUCGAUUGGGAGUCCGACUCUCUAACCAUUAGGCCACGACUUCCCCAACACACCUGAUGUACUUGCUACAUCAUUAGAAGAAUGGCAUCAAUGCUAAUAUUAGUCUGUUUCUCUCUUAUCCCGAGGUCACCGUAGCCACCAGAUCCAGUCUGUAUCCAAUUCAGAGGGUCACUGCAGUCACCCGGAUCCAGUAUUUAUCCAGACCAGAUGCUGGUUCAGCACCUUCAAAGGACCUCUAUAGCCCUGAAAGACAGCGGAGACCAGGACAAUUAGAGCCCCAGAUACAGAUCCCCUGUAAAAGACCUUGUCUAUGACAACCACCGGGACAAGACCACAGGAAACAGUUGAUUCUUCUGCACAAUCUGACUUUGCUGCAGCCUGGAAUUGAACUCCUGGUUUCGUCUGGUCAGAGGAGAACUGGCCCCCGACUGAGCCUCGUUUCUCCCAAGGUUUUUUCUCCAUUCUGUCACAGAUGGAGUUUUGGCUUCUUGCCGCUGUCAUCUCUGGCUUGUUUAGUUGGGGACAUUUCUUCCUUUAGUUGUCGCUCUCUAUUUCUCUCCAAAAAAUGUCACAAGCCUGUUGUGACUAUCUAUUGAUGGACUGCAGUUGACGUCACUUAAUCCACAUUUUUGUCAAGGAUUUCAAGUAAUAUAAUCAUUUACAGUAAUAUUGUUGACUUGAUUGCAAAUAUACUAUUUAAACUGAACUGAGCUGCAUGAUAAUAUAAUUGAAUUCAAUGAUGAACUGCCUUUAAAUGUCAUUUUACAUUAUUGACACACUGUUUUCCUAAUUAAUGUUGUUCAGUUGCUUUGACUCAAUCUGUUUUGUUUAAAGCGCUAUAUAAAUAAAGGUGACUUGACUUGA
Messenger RNA from Carassius gibelio (silver crucian carp), 6988 nucleotides. RefSeq lists its product as uncharacterized. Bases 373 to 714 code for a protein of 113 amino acids. The transcript has 6 exons. The record is from RefSeq and is a predicted model, not a curated record. Lineage: Eukaryota; Metazoa; Chordata; Actinopteri; Cypriniformes; Cyprinidae.